CACGAUUUUGGGAACACCUUCAAGUUAAAGGAUCAAAGUUUAAUUCAAUAUUUUUCAAAAAAAAUUUCCAAAAAUUCUGCCAUUUCAAAUUACAAACAACUGUUCUCGUGAAUGACCAGUGAGCAGCAGAAUAACUAUUAUCCACGUGGCAACGUUCCGAGGCAUUCAGCUGUUCUAGAGGAGAUCCAUGAGGAGGAACAGGACAGUAUUCCGGAGGAGGAUGAGACGAAUUUAGAAAAACCAUCACAUUCGGAAAAUGAUUUCAAGCGAAAAAACGCGAUUCGGAGUGAAGAAACCCCUGAAAUAUCACCGGAAAUUCAAAGAAUUGAGGAUCCCCUGGCGAGCUCGGAUGAGGAGGAAAAUGAGAAACCUUUUGCAAGAAGCAUUAGUGUGAGCAAUGCUGAUUUGGAAGAGCGUCACCGAUUGGAUAGUAUUCCAGAAAAUGAUAGAAGCCAGCAGAGUAGAUAUACAAGACAUAGUUCAAUUGAUAAAGGAAUUCUGAAGCCACAGAAUAAUUCGGAGGAUGUAGUGGAAAAGUAUUAUGAGAGAAAUAAUUAUACAGUAACAGGCCGGGACCGCCCGGAUUUUUACAACAAGCUACCGGGCCGUCUACAGCACCGCCUGAGCGUCCACACCGACGCCGCGAGCCGGUUCAGCUCUCCCGGAGCCAUGGGGGAGCCCGUUGUGCCCACUUUGCGAAGAUUUGAUAAAUCAAUGUAUUGGUUUGCAUUUCAUCGAAAGCAAAUCGGAUUUCGCCAUUUUUCUGUCGUGAUUUUGGUGCUUUUGUACACUUUGUUGGGCGCCGUCAUGUUUUGGACAGUGGAGAGUCGGCAUGAGAAAGCGAAAACCCUGGACCACGUUAACAACCUCGAGCAUCUACUGGACAGGCUCGCCGAAAAUAUUACGGAAUCCGUGAAUAAUAUCAACACAACGACUACAGAAGAAGAGAUGAAAGUUUAUAUUCGGGAAGCCUAUAUUGAACUGAUGAAGCUGGAGGGACAGUACAAAGGAAGUACCUACUACAAAUUGGAGGCAGAUGACAAUUGGAAAUGGACAUUUGAAAGCGCAUUUUUUUUCAGUAUGAAUGUCUAUACUACUACUGGUUACGGUUCAAUUGCCCCGGAAUCUACGCUGGGGCAAGUCUUAGUCUGUGUCUAUGGGUUCAUAUUUGUUCCUGUUACACUUGUGGUGCUGCGUGACCUCGGACAAUUUUUCCUGGUGCAUCUGACAAAGCUAUAUGCUCAUGGAAUACAGAAAUUCAGAGAACUCAACGGAAACAAGCAUGUAGACGAAGACGAAAUAAUUAGCCUACCCAUUAAAGCCUGCCUGCUACUUCUGGCCUCUUAUCUAGGGGCUUGUACAAUAUUUAUAUACUUUUACGAUGAACUAAGUGGGCCUGAACCUGGAACUGGAAUGGAUAUGUUUCUUUGCUUCUACUUCUCGUUCAUUUCUCUAUCGACUAUUGGUUUGGGAGAUAUUAUGCCGAAUAACGCAACGUUUGCUCCAAUAAUUUCUAUCAUAUUUUUCUUCGGAAUGGCUGUGACAAAAGUUGUCAAUCGAAAUACAUUUAUUGCAGUCGAAAAUGGAAUUUUUGGAGCUUUCACUCUGGUGGAGAACAAGCUGGACGCAAUUGUGACGAGAAGCAGUGCCAGUGUAAAGCCAGAGGACCGACCGUCUACUCCAAAGGUGCAGAGAGCUUUGAGUGUCGAUGCAGGGUCCGAGGUUCAGGACGAGACGCCGAACGAGAUUCUGAACAACCUCACGGUCCGCUCUAUCGCCACAUUCAUGAAAUCCAACGCGGAUAUCUACGGAGGAGGCUUCGGAAGGGUACAACUGAGAAGAGGAGAUCUUAUACACUCGGAUAGCCAGAAUCAGAUGACAGUGAAUAGUAUGUCUCAAUUGAGACAUCGAACUGCAAGUCAAUCACAACCAAAUCAAGCGACGGGAGGGAAUAAUAAUGUUUGAUUAUUUUUUAAUGUGUAUAUAAUAGAUGAAGUUGCUUAU
Molecule: messenger RNA, 2004 nt
Organism: Caenorhabditis elegans
Lineage: Eukaryota; Metazoa; Nematoda; Chromadorea; Rhabditida; Rhabditidae
Gene: twk-33
Product: Potassium channel domain-containing protein
Exons: 12
Coding region: 112-1965 (617 amino acids)
Biological process (GO): potassium ion transmembrane transport
Cellular component (GO): membrane
Molecular function (GO): potassium channel activity
Source: RefSeq, marked reviewed